GGGGAGGAGGUGGAGGAGGAGGAGGAGGAGGAGGAGUGUGACUGUGUAAUUACGUGGGUGAAAAAAAAAAAAAAGAGAAAAAGUUGGGUCUGAUUUGCUGGAAUCGCGCAGGACCGAAGGUGCACCGGUCGAUUUCAUAUCAAGUUUGGUUAAAGCGGGGGUGAACAUCGCACACACUGCUGCCCUGUGAAGCUCCCCGUAAUGCUUUUAUACGCUAUCACUGCACUGAGACGCGCAAAGAGCCCAUAGAGGAGUACGCAGCAGCAGCGGCAGAUCAGUUCGCACCGGCUCUAUACGACUACAAUCUGCAACUUGCUUACUCUGCGCGUUAAAAAAAAAAAGAAAAGAAAAAUCUCCUGCAUUCAAGUCUCUGCGGCGACGACAAUCUUUGGAUCGCAAAAGCAAUUCAUGGAUGUUCUUGGAUAACUCCUUUUUGUUUUGUUUUUUCGCGGAUAUAGCUGCUCCUCAGUCUCGCAUGGUGCACGUCGGUCCAGGAAUGGCGCGAUAAAGUGAUCAGAGGAAUCAGUCCCAAGUAUCCACUUUUCUCUGUAGCCGUCUCGUCAUGUAUUCCCCGAUUUGUCUAACUCAGGAUGAGUUUCAUCCCUUCAUCGAGGCGCUUCUCCCUCACGUCCGUGCCAUCGCCUACACAUGGUUCAACCUCCAGGCCAGAAAGCGCAAGUACUUCAAGAAGCACGAGAAGCGGAUGUCCAAGGACGAGGAGCGCGCGGUGAAGGACGAGCUCCUGAGCGAGAAGGCCGAGGUUAAGCAGAAGUGGGCGUCCAGGCUGCUGGCCAAGCUGCGUAAGGACAUUCGACAGGAGUACCGGGAGGACUUCGUCCUCAGCGUGACGGGCAAGAAGCCGCCGUGCUGCGUGCUAUCCAACCCGGACCAGAAGGGCAAGAUCCGCCGAAUCGACUGUUUGCGGCAGGCCGACAAAGUUUGGCGUCUGGACCUGGUGAUGGUCAUCCUCUUCAAAGGCAUCCCUCUGGAAAGUACAGACGGCGAGCGCCUCGUCAAGUCUCCACAUUGCACCAACCCAGCACUUUGUGUCCAGCCGCACCACAUAACAGUAUCUGUCAAGGAGCUGGACUUGUUUCUAGCAUACUAUGUCCAGGACCAAGACUCACAGCAGUCAGGAAGUCCAAGUAACAAUGAGCCAGGCAAGAACCCUCUUCCAGUCUAUCUGGAAGACAGUUUCAUCAAAUCAGGAGUCUUCAGUGUUGCAGAGCUGGUGCGAGUGUCCAGAAUGCCCAUCACCCACGGCGCAGCGGUAAACUUCUCCAUGGCUGACAUGCCCAGCCAACCUUACUAUCACGACCUGAACUCCAGCGUGGGGCUGCACCGCUCCCUGUCCUCUCCUCCCGGCAGCAAAAGGCCCAAGACCGUCAACUUGGACGAGAACAUGGACACCAGCCCGACGGGACCGGACUUCUACUCCUCGCCCAGCUCACCAGCCAGCAGCCGGGCGAACUGGCACGACAGAGACGGAGCAGACAUGUCCUCUCCUACCAUGAAGAAGCCGGAGAAGCCGCUGUUCAGCCCCACCUCCCCGCAGGACUCCUCUCCACGACUCAGCACUUUCCCUCAGCCUCAUCACCCAGGACUAACAGGUGUAGGACACAGUGUUAUAUCAACAAGGAGCCCCCCUCCACACUCACCGCUGCAGUUCUCGGCCUCGGCCAUCUUGCCCCCGGCGCCGUCGCCCUACUUCUCGCACACCACCAUCCGCUACCCGCCUCACCUCAACCCUGCUGAUCCCAUCAAGAGCUACGUGCCGUCAUAUGACCCGUCCAGCCCACAGAGCAGCCAGCCGAACAGCAGUGGUCAGGUGGUUGGAAAGGUCCCAGGCCACUUCACCCCAGUCUUGGCUCCCUCCCCGCACCACGGUGCCGUGCGGCCCGUCUCGCUAUCCAUGCCCGACACCAAGCCCAUCACCACGUCAACAGAAGGCUACUCAGCCCCUGGCACCCCAACGGCUAAUCGUUUUGUAAGCCUGAGCCCUAGAGAUCCCCCCUUCCUUCACCAGCAACAGCUGAGGAAGUGUGACUGGAGCGUGACUCAAAACGGCAGGCAUUAUGGCCCCAGUGCCACUGACGACACUUUGGGGAUUACUUGGCAAAGUCCUGGUACUUGGGCGAGCUUAGUUCCAUUCCAAGUGUCGAACGGGACUCCGAUUCUGCCAACAAAUGUCCACCAGAACUACAGCAUAAACAUCAUUGGUGAGCCCCUGGUCCCCGCUGAGACAGGGAACUGAACCCGCAGAGGCCGGAUGACCCCCAGGGUGGAUGGGCGGGUGGUGCGCAGCAUGCACUACAGGUGUCCACAGCCAUGGAUGAAACCAGCAAAGCAGCAGGCGCUGCAUAACCCCCCCCCCCACUCCCACUCCCCACUCCCCUAUUCCUACUACCCACCCGUCCCUUUCCAACCCCUUCUCACCCCUUCCACGUCACCCCCCACCCCUUUCCCCACUCCCGUCCCUCCCGAUGAUGGACACUGGCCCUGAAGAGAAGACGAGGGGUUGGUUCAGAUGAAAGAAAAAAAGAAGAAGCUUCAGGUCUGCUGUCUCCUCGCCCAGCCCACACACACACACACACACACACACACAAACGUACACACACCACCCACCAGUCAGUUGUUGUGUUUGCAGAACUUUUUAAUCCAUUCAAAUACUGUGAUGUAUAGAUGCCUUAAUGUUUUAUUGCAUGACACUCUAGUCUCUUAGUGGCAAUUCCUACUAUUUUUCCAUGUUGGAGGAGGAUGUAAAAUCUAGAUUUACACACACACACACACACACACACACAUAUCCACACACACACACAAGUGAGGGGGUCUGCAUAUUGACAACCUCUGCCUGGUGGAUGGCUCAGAGACUCUAAGCUCUCCGACUCAGACCUCUUGAAAAGAGGCUUUCCUGCAUCAAACGAUUCACUGUGUACACCAUAGGAACAAAAAACUUGUGAAUUCAGAGUGUUUCUUCUUCUUCUUUUGAUUUCAGUUUACUGUGAUACGACUCUUUGUUCGGAAAAAGAAAAAAAAAUGUGUUGAAUUUGUUUAUUCUUUACUGCUACUUACUUCAAGAAUUAACGUGAACACUUACGGUAAAGAGUUCAGAACUCUCGGUGCAGUUUUUUUUUUUUUUUUUUUCAAAAAAAAAAAAAACAAAACAAAAAAACACUAAAUGCUUGGCUUGAGAUUGGACCCCUCAUUAAAGAAUUCGCAGCUCCUUUGCAAAAGGAAUUAAAACGAGAAAAAAAAAGAAAAAAAUACGGAGAAUACGAAAAUCUCGACAGAGGCAAGUGCAAUUGAAGUUUUGAAGGGAAGCUAUCAGUCUGUCAGCCCUAAGACUCUAAAGGAAGGGGGAUAAAUAUGAAAUGUUUUAUGGGUGAAAUGUCUAAAAAAAAAAAUCUGAAAUUCAGACACGUGUCCGUCUCCUCGCAUGAGAAAAAACACCAAGAGGGAAAGGCAGUUGAAGACAAGCAUUACGCUACCUGUGCAGCAGCGCUGAUCAAAACCAGCACUUAUUUUAAGCCCUUCCCAUCCUUAUGGGGGGAGAUAUUGUUUUUGUAAUUUAUUUUUUUUUUGGGCGGGGGGGUGGGAGGGGUGGGUGGGAAGGAAAAAAAAAACUAAAACAAACAUAAGUAAAGAAAUGAGACACACAUAGUGUGCGACGGAGGCAUUUCAUUUUUUUUUUUUUUUUUUUGAAAAUGCUCACGAUAAGAUCACGAGCAUAUGUAUUUGGCCAUCAGCUUGUAAAGCUUAUGUUUACGGAAAAAAAAAAAGUGUUAAUUCAUGGAACCUUAUUAUUCAUGCAAAUGUAAAAGCUUAAAGCUACAGUUUGUGCAAGGUUAACUCUAAAGUGGAGGAAAUUACGAAGCCAGGUGGUGGCGAAUCCCCCCCCCCUCCCCGAAAAAUCUAAUCUAAGAAUUGUGCACGGCAUGUUUCGCAGCCAUUGCCUCUCCGGUCCGGACGUAUUUAUACAAGAAGAAGUAGAAAAAAAGAAAAAAAAAAAAGAAUCUCUCCAGUACUCUUAAUUUGCACGAUGACAUAUAGUCCACAUUACGUGCCUUGCCUUUGAAUAUAGAGACAUCACUACACUUGUUUUUGCUGCAUUUAUCAUUAUAGGAAAAAAAAAAAAAAUUAACAUUUUUAUGAUAAGAAUUGUUUUGUACUCUGAAUGAAAUUGUUGAUUUUUAACUUCAUGUACUACUCUAUCUCACAGUUACGUUGCAUAUCAAGGCUGUGUAUAGUUGCCGUUUUAAAGUUUGUAAUCAACCAGCAUUUUUUUUUUUUUUCCCUCAGUAUUUUGGUGGUUUUUCUAAUAACCUGUCAUUUUUUUUUUCCUCUCCUUGUUUUUUUUUUUUUUCGAUGCUCAUUUUGUUCAUCUUCCAGUUACUAUUGUGGAGGGUGGAAUUCAGAAUUAUGAAAAUUAUGCAAUACCAAGUUUUGCCUAUGUAGGUAGUGCUUAUAGAUGCGUCAAUUAUUAGAGGCUAGUUUGGAGAUAGACAAUAUUGUAAUGCAUUUAUUUUGUUGAUAUCGUCGUUUGUCGUUGUUGUUGUUGAUGAUGUUGUUGUUGUUGUGGGUGUUUUUCCUUUUUUAUCGACCAAAGUGGGGGCUGCUUUCUAUGCAGUGUAAGACAAGGUCUUUUUAUUCGUUUUCCUUUUUUCCUUUUUUUUUCUUUCAUUUUCCUUCCUACCGAGUGACGGUGAGACGUGUUCCAGCGUACGAUGAAUUCGUGAGUUUUAGAGGGAGGGGUGGUAUUUUUCUAGUAGUUUGAAAAAAAAAAUGCACCCUCGGUCUAUUUACGGCUGCAAAGUCACUGAUUUGGUCUACUGUGACUCUUACUUUUAACUUUCCACCUGGGGUGCUAGCAUGUGACCUUAAAGAAGCUCUUUUUUUUUCUUUUUUUUUUAUCCCAACGUGAGAGACGGCUUGACUUGAGCACGACAAUCAUUUUAAGAUUUUCUGUAUUUUUUUUCUGUUUUUUUAAUUUUUUUUUAAUUUUUUGCGUAUAGAAAUCCCAUUCUGUCUUGGAUCCCUUGGAGCGGGACACGGUCGCGUGCUAUCAGAUCCUACACCGCUAACUAUUCUAUGGAUGUCGCCGAAUGCAAUUCCCAAGUAGAUGCCUUAAACACAUCAGUGAAGUGGCCUGUGACCUGCGCAACAAUCACACACCGACUAAUGCUAGUGAGCCCUGUCCAAAUCAGUUCCAGACAGGCUCAGGCAAGCCUUUAGAAAGUAUUUUAUAAGUAGUAGAUUUGUAUAAAUGUAUAUACGAUAUGCACAUACGUCAGUUCCCUAGCAGAGCCCCGUAGAGAACGUCCAACGGCCCAUUAGAAGCUUGAAUAGAAUCCGCUAGAAAUAAUAAAAAAAAACAUUAAAAAAAAAGAUAGAGCACUUAAAUAGCACAUAGGCAAUCAUCUUCUCCUUCCCCCACCGUGCAGUGUUCAGACUAAAUCUCUCAGGCGUAUUACAGGGCAUUAUUUAUAUCAAUCAGUAUCUUACCUUUUUUUUUUCAAUAUUGAAAAAAAAUUAAAAAAAGAAAGAAAGUAAGCGCAGCUCCGCCGAUGCUGCCGCGACGCCUUUUUGUUUUUGCACUCUUUCCCCUACAAUCGUGAAAGAUCCCUUCUCCGGAGACGGCGGCGCCACCGAGGGCUCUCCGGCUCAAAGCUCAAAGAGAGUUCCAGGGAGCGGAAAUCAUUGUUAUGAAUUAAUCCUCAAGUCAAGCUCAAUCUCUCCGUCUUCACCCAGAUCUCUUACGCAGAGGAAACAAACACAAAAAAACAAAUUGAAAAGUCACCCCGUUCUAUGUGCACUGUUCUGUCUUUUUUUGAUUUGUUUUGUUCUUUUGUUUAUUUUAAAGAAAAAAAAAAGUGCUUUGCAGCCUUUGGCCAUCGGAGACCCCACUGAAGUGCAUUGUCCCCAAGUGUGUUUGCGUGCGGAUGUGUGUGCGAGAUAGAAACGUGUCAGGGUCACUGUGCCGUCGGUGUUUAUUUGAAUAGGAGACUGUACAUAAAGGUAAAUAUCCCCGAUUGCGUCGAUAGCAGUAGUCUGUGGGGUUUGAACUCUGCUUUUGGCAGCUUGCGUGUGCGUGCGUGUACGUGGGUGAAUUCGUGAUCGAGUGCCUCUGACACUACACAAUGAGAAAAGAUGAGGGUCUUUCUAUUGAGAAAAAAAAAAAAAAAGAGCCUGCCGUAGGACAGGAGUUUGUACACUGUAAAACUUUCUGGGGGAGUUCUUCUUUGAAGCCCUUAAUUGUAAAUCUUCACUUCUGGGGAAAAUUAGUCAAUUCCAUUUUAGGAAAGAAAAAAAAUUGCAUUUAUUAUUAUUAUUAUUAUUUUUAAUUUUUUUUUCAGAGGCUGGAUUUGAGUUAGAACUCUCCAGUUUCCCCUGAUUAGUAAAAGUGUUUUCUUCAGGUGUUGUAUUCCUGUAUGUAAAGAUUUUUUUUUUUUUUUUUUUUAAAUGGGUGGGAAAUAUUCUAAGAUCCGUGAAUAUAUAAAAAAAAAAAACAACAACAAUGAAGGCUUUUUUUAUUUUUUAAUUAUUAAUAAUAUUAUUUCUGAACUUGGCUAGCGCUUAGAUAUUUCCAUUCGGGAAAAACACUUCAUGAAUAUUUGAACUGUUGUUAUUUCAUUAGUGUGUGAUGUGUGUGUUUCGUUUUUUAAUUUUCAUUUGGAAGUGGGUGUGAACUCUUGUCCAACAAGACGGUGAGCGUGUUUCUUGUAGCAGCUGGGAAGUGACGUCGCUGAAACCAGUUUAGAGAAGGGCCCAUGGGUUGCACCAGGCAUAAAAAGUGAGAAGCAGGGUCAAAAUCUGCGGCGGCAAAACGUCCUCGAUGAAAUCAAGUCGGUUUGAUUGUUGUUGUUUCUUUUUCGUAAAUUGUCGCAAGGCGACCGGUGCUGCGCCUUGGCGCGUCACCUUGAUUCGGCUGGCCAUGUCUUUCCAGAACAGAUCCAGGCAUCUCUCAUUUUGCACAUGCUGUCGGAGCUACUUCAGUAAACCCUCCGUUCACACUACGAGCAGGCAGUACGUCGGUUUCCGGUGUGCUUCGUUGACAUGUACCAGCUGAGGUUGUGUUUGUUUUUUGGUGUUUUUUUUAUCCGGUGUGUGUCAGACAGAAAUUUUUAAUCAGUGUUCGACCCAUCAGCAGCGUUGGGAGCCCCGAGACUUAGAGCUUAUUUCAGAAAGUAUUAUUACGCCGAUCGCUGCGAUCGCGGAGAAACAGGACGACGUUAUGCAAGGAGGACCUGUGGCGCUCAUGCAAUAUGUGUGAUUUUUUUGGACUUUUUAACUGAAUGUCACGCAUUCUGUAGGGGCGAGGAGGGCGCACGCGUGCGGGGGCUUCGAGCUUCACCUUCUUCCUCCUACACGAGCAAUACACAUCUUCCAUACUUUGGCUAGCUGCUAGUCACUCGGCAUCAGGUUGUUAUAAAAAAAAAUAAAUAAAUAAAUAAAACAUGAAAACCAGCAUUUUUACAGGGGGUAACAUUCACCAAAAGGAGACAGAAAAAAAAAAAAUAAGAUAGCAAUGCAGUGCCUGUUCAAGCUGUCCAAGUGUCUGUUGUAUAUAACUGUAAAAUGUGAUAGACUUACUUUCCUAUGUGGCAAGAAAGAAAAAAAAAACAGCAUCACACAGAAUAGAAUGUGGCAAAUUCAUCUGCUCUUUAUGACUUCUUUGAUGUUUAUUUUUCCUGUGAUUUAUUCUUUUUUUUAUUAUUAUUAUUAUUAUUAUUUUGUCAGCACACAUUGGUGCCCACGUCAGACUUGUUCAACAAAAAAAAACAACAAAAAAAAAAUUGGUAGGAAAUGUUCUUUUUCUUUUCUUCUUCUGAGAGAGGGGAGUAGAGCGGGAGGGUCAGUGCUACAUCAAGCCCGGUGAAAAGCAUGGAGUGAUGUCUUCACUUAAGAUUAGUCACCAUUCUUCUCUGCAGGGCUGAGUUUGUUUUUUUUUAAUUUUUUUUAUUUCUUUUUGGAGGGGAGGGGGUCUUGUGGCACUUUUACUUCCCUCUGCGCACACAUUUCACUCUAUUUUAGGAAUCAUGGUGGAAUUCUAUAUAUAGAUAUAUACACAUGUAUAACGAACAACAACAACAACACCAACAAAACAAUAUGUAAACAGUCUCCAGUAGUGAUCGUAGUUACACUGCAAGUGUGUGCAAAGGUCUAUGUAUGUAUCUGAAUGUACGUUUUAGAGGACUUUUGGAAACUUUUUUUUUUUUUUUUGCGUUUUUUUUAUUUUAUUUUAUUUUAUUUUUUAAAUCUUUUCAUUUACAGUUUAGGAGCCACAGGUGUCCAUUGUGAACUGUAUAGCGAAGGCCUUGAUAUCCCUUCUUUUAUUGAGUUUAGAAAUGCCGAGCAUUAGGCGAUGCCUUCAAGCUGGUUACAUAUUUGGUGCAGGGGCUAAAAUUGCCACAAGAUUAAAAUCAGUGUAAAUAAAGGCUCAACUUUUUGUGAUUGUUACUGUUAUAUCCAGCCUAUACUGCUAGCAGCUGUUUUUACUGCAGUCAAUUACUGGAAGUGGAUAUAUUUCCUAUGCAAAACUGUUUAAACAAUAAAAUGAGCUAUGCUACAAAAAUGA
Mugil cephalus (flathead mullet) is the source of this 8575-nucleotide messenger RNA. RefSeq names its product nuclear factor 1 B-type-like. The coding region runs from base 563 to 2254 and encodes 563 amino acids. The record is from RefSeq and is a predicted model, not a curated record. Gene Ontology annotation, cellular component: nucleus. Gene Ontology annotation, biological process: regulation of transcription by RNA polymerase II. NCBI's taxonomy places the organism in Eukaryota, Metazoa, Chordata, Actinopteri, Mugiliformes, Mugilidae. Gene Ontology annotation, molecular function: DNA-binding transcription factor activity, RNA polymerase II-specific; RNA polymerase II cis-regulatory region sequence-specific DNA binding. The transcript is spliced from 12 exons.